Messenger RNA from Camellia sinensis, 2025 nucleotides. The record is from RefSeq and is a predicted model, not a curated record. Lineage: Eukaryota; Viridiplantae; Streptophyta; Magnoliopsida; Ericales; Theaceae.
UCGAGAUUAGAAUAGGCAACCUUCAAGUUUAUGGAUGAUUUGGCCAGUUUUGAGUUCAUCCCUUUCUCCCCUCAUGGUACUGAAUUGAAGAGAUAUCAAAAUUGGUGGGUGAGCAACAUGGAAGUUUAUUUGGCCAUCUCCUCUCAAAACCUAUUGGAGGUGCUGGAUGUGCCCAAGCCCAAAGAAGCUGAGACUGUCAUUUCUUCCACUAUUCCAAUUAUAGUAACUGCUACAACUCAGUUUACUUCUGCUGCUUCAAUUCCUCCCAGAGUCACUCGAAGUGGUCAACAACAAAAGAAGAAGAGACUCUUUGAGCUAGAAAGGGAAAAAACUGAACUUCCAGAGAUGGAGAAAGAAGAAAAUGAUCAAGAACAGGAGUCUCCCUUGAAAAGAAACAAAAGAGACCCUCAAUUGGCUCAAGAGGGGAUAGUCGCUAGGGAAGAAGAGGAGAAGCUCACUUUUGAAGAGUCUGGACCCCAACCUAAAAAGGUCGAGAAGACAAUGGAGGAGCGAAUGAUUCCAACUCAAAGGAAAAGGAGAAGAAAAAUUACCGUUUCUCCUUCCGAUUUUACCGAAGAUUCUGAUUCCGAGACAAUUGCUCAAGUAAUAGAAAAGAGGAGGAGGAUCACUGUUCUAGCUACCAGCUCGUUUGAAGAUCCCAUCCAUGAGGUUGCAGAACAAGAAUAUCUCAAAGCCAUAGUUGUUCUUGAAAGAGCUGAGGAGAGGCAGCAGCAACAAUUCCUUGGGACAAGUAAGUUUCUGCAUGCCUUUAUUCUUUUCUUGUCGACUUUUCAAGACUAAGACUUGACAUUACCUCACAUUUUCUUCUUUUUACAGCAACGACCACUGCAUUAAUCUUCCCAACGGAAACUUCCCCAAUUUCAGUCGAAGUUGAUCAGAUGCAACGCGUGAAAACCAUUCAAAUCGCGCUCCCACUUCCUAAGCCUAUACUCGAUACGUCUUUACCGAGGCCGAGUAUCCCUGCAUCUCUUUUCCUUGGCUUAGAGCCAUACCUCCCUUUCUUGACUCUUGAUCUGCCUCAGUUUGUUUCUUCGAUCUUCACUCUUCCUCCUACUGCUACUUCAUCUCGCAUGGUAGUUGAUUCUUCUUUAGGGGAUACCGAUAAUUUUCCAAUUCAUGACUCAUCACCAAUGCCUACUUUCAGCCCUUCCUCACUUGAUUUGCUGGUGGCCAAGACCAUAGAGGCUGCCAAAGAUGCUCCAUCUGUUUCUCCCAUCCCUAUGCAGCCCUUUGUGUCUUCCACCACAACACUCUCUAUGCCCUUCAUGUCAAGGGAUGAGGUAGACAUUUUUGAAGAAAGACUAGCUAGUCUUUUUGACAUUCCUUCUACCUCUCCUACUUCUACUACUGAAGCUGAGCCAUUAGCCUUGGCUAACUCCCUUUUGGAAAUCUUCGAGAGUUCUCCUUCCUCCAGAAACAAGCCUUUUGUACCUUUAGUAGAUUUGGACACAUGCUUGCAACUGUUGACUUCUUUUUCGAGGAUCCCCUUCGAGGCUCUACAAAGGCCUAUCAUCAGGAACGGGUUCCUUCAAUGCUGUAACAUUGCGGAGCAGUCUGCCAUGAGUGUUUCAAGUCAUCUAUCUCAGGCUGCGGCUACUAUUGAUUUCUAUCUCAAUAUUUGCCAUGCUGCUAAAGCUGCGGAUGAUAAGCUGGUUAAGGACCAGAGUUUUGUUUCUCAGGUGCAUACUGAAGUAUCAACUCUGAAAGAACAACACUCUUCUGCCUCCCACUUUCGAGUCCAACUUCUGAAGAAGAAAGCUCAGCUCGAAGAGGAGUUAGCUGCAGUAAACCAAGCCUUGGUUCGAACUGAUAAGAAAUUGCACAUCACCAAUCAAGGACUGGCUGAUCGAAAAGAAAACAUGGCUGCAGCUAUUCAAUUAUUUCCUUCCCUUAGUAAUAGGAAAGCUAUUGUACAGAAACAAUUAAAGCAUUGUAAUGAUUUUUGGGCCAACUUGUGGCAUAAUGUACUUGAUUCUUUAUGAAAGCACACUAUUUUGAAUAUAA